This is a messenger RNA of Magnolia sinica, 1318 nucleotides long. RefSeq names its product (RS)-norcoclaurine 6-O-methyltransferase-like. The coding region runs from base 139 to 1200 and encodes 353 amino acids. NCBI's taxonomy places the organism in Eukaryota, Viridiplantae, Streptophyta, Magnoliopsida, Magnoliales, Magnoliaceae. The record is from RefSeq and is a predicted model, not a curated record. Gene Ontology annotation, molecular function: S-adenosylmethionine-dependent methyltransferase activity; protein dimerization activity; O-methyltransferase activity. The transcript has 2 exons. Gene Ontology annotation, biological process: methylation.
AUUGUCGGAUCCCUGAAAAUUCUCACCCAAAGAACACACCAAACCACCGGCCUUACAGCCAAGUGGGCCCCACUCAUUUGAAAUAAAGGGUAGUCCUUUUUCACCCUAGGGUCCCUGUACCAACUCUCUCUGGUUACAAUGGAGGAGAUCCAGAAGAAAAUGGAGGGACAAGUUCAGCUGUGGAAGCACAUCAAAGGGUUCAUCGACUCGGCCGCGCUCAGGUGCGCGGUCCAGAUCGGCCUUGCCGACAUAAUUCACAAGCAUGGCGAGCCUGUCACCAUCGAUCAGAUUGCGGCCGCCCUCUCAAUACCGUCGCUCAACAAGGACAGCUUGUACCGUAUCCUCCGCUACUUAGUCCACCUCAACCUGUUCUACUGCAUCGACGACGACGACGACGGAGAGAUGAAGUAUGCACUCACACCGGCUUCGGAGCUCCUGGUGAGGGGCCAAGAUAAGAGCCUCGCUUCGUUUGUUUCCUUUAUACUCCGUCCGGAUUCGGUGCAGAUGAUGCAAUACAUGAAGGCGAGCUUGGAAGGGUCCGACACGCCUUUGCAACGGUUUCUCGGGACGGAGCACGAGAAGGAGAAGUUCAAGUGGGCCGAGGAGAGCCCUGAGAGCAACGAGGAGUACAUGGAAGUCAUGCGGGGCAACACGAGUAUAGUGAUAGGUGAGAUCGUGAGCAGGUUCAGGGAAUCCGGCGCAUUUGAUGAGGCGGGGACGCUUGUUGAUGUAGGGGGAAACACAGGCCAGGUGGCAGAGGCUAUUGCAAGUGCCUUCCCACACUUGAAGUGUAGUGUUCUUGAGCUACCUCAUGUUGUAGAAGCGGUUGCUGUGCCGCCGGCCAUGAUUAGCUUUGUGAAAGGGGACAUGUUUGAGUCAGUACCUAAAGCCGACGUCGUGUUUAUGAAGUCUGUCCUACAUGACUGGAAUGAUGAGGAUUGUAUCAGGAUUCUAAAGAAAUGCAAGGAGGCAAUACCAUCAGAGGGUGGGAAGGUGAUCUUGGUGGACAUUGUUUUGGACACAAAUUCAACAGAUGGAUUAGCUGGUGCAAGGCUUGGUAUGGAGAUGCUGAUGUUAGCUGUUGGUGGGAAGGAGAGAACUAUGGAUGAAUGGAAGAAGAUCAUAAAAAAUGCUGGAUUUAGUCACUAUAAGAUUAUACCCAUGAAGGCCAUGGAAUCCAUCAUUGAACUUUGUCCUUAGUUUGAUUUCUUUCCCUGUAAUAAUAAAAGUAAGAAAAGCCCUUCUUACACCGAUGCAGGAAUUUGAUCAUGCCAUGAUAAUCUUGUUUCUAUAGAAAAUGCCUUGUGACCUUAUAUUA